Messenger RNA from Cladocopium goreaui, 776 nucleotides. Lineage: Eukaryota; Dinophyceae; Suessiales; Symbiodiniaceae. The record is from the annotation of a GenBank genome assembly.
AUGGGUGGCGCAAUGGCUACAGGCGUUAGCUCCCAGCGUCCAAUCCAAGAGCCAGCGGUGACUUUGGAAAAAUUUCGAAAAUCGUAUCAGAAGUACAAAUGGCUCUUUUUUCCAUUCAAUGAGAUCCAACCCAGUACAGUGGCAAAACUCAAGAAGCAGUUUCUGGAGGACUACCCCAGUGAAGUUCUGACCACGGAAACAAUGCCAUCAACGUUAGAUGCUGACUCUGGCCUCCGACCGCCCAACGUAUUGGAAGCGCAAGCAGCUGACAAGGCAUUGUGGCAGAUGAUUCAUGACCUGGUCCUGGAUCAACAAUUCACCCUGGACAAUGCCAUUCACGAGGAUCUGCAAAAGGACGUGGCAAAUCAAAAAGCAAAGGCAAACAAGGAGGCAAAAAGGGCGAAACACCUUCUCGCCCAACCUGGGUCACAGAAGCGACAGUGCAAGGCAAACGGCAACAGCUAUGUAUGCAGUUCCAAUCGGGCAAGUGUCAAAAAGGGGAUACCUGCCGUUUCAGCCAUUUGUGCGCCCAUCCAUUGGCGUCGGGACAAGCAUGCGGCCAACCUCAUAGUGCGUUUGACCAUCAGCAGCAACCACACUGACUCUUACAGGGACAAUUGUUGGAUGCCGUAUCAGCCCAAGCAUGCAUUCCAACCAAACCACUUGAUGCUCUACCUGUUAGUUAUGAAGAUGGUGGAGGGCUUCAUUCAGAACCAGACUGGAGCAGACCUUACAGAUCAGCCCCUGAUGCAUUGCACCAUCUCCGCAGGCAGUGG